AGGAGCAGAAGUCCGGACCGAGCUAGAACCAGAAGGUAGCACUAGCCUUUCUGUCCGGGUCAGACGGGCAGUAAGUCCACAAGCCAAGCCGUCACGCAGCAGGGAUGGGGGAUCCAGCAGCCCUGGCCGAGGCCAUCAUCCCUCCGGUGACCACGGCGAUUCCAGCCACGCUCGCUGGGGAGGCUGAAGAUGGUACUAAAGCCCAGUCGGCCAAUAAGAAUGGGAAGAAGGCAGACUCUGGAUCCAGCAGCGGUGGCAGCUUCUUCACCUGGUUCAUCGUUCUGGCUCUGCUGGGUGUCUGGACAUCUGUAGCCGUGGUCUACUUCGAUCUGGUCGACUAUCAGGGAGUCCUGGACAAGGCUAAAGGCUUACAAAUUAACCUGUCUGAGGCCUUGCAAGGUAAACUGGUGGCAUACGACACAGAUGGCGAUGGUGAUUUUGAUGUCGAGGAUGCUAAAGUUCUCUUAGGACUGAAAGAGAAGGUCGUCGUCGUCACCUCCCGCCGUGAAGAAGUCUCUGCUCCCGUGGAAACCCCUGAACCGGCCCCUGAAGCGGCUGUUGAGCCUGAAGUUGUGGAAGAAGUCAUCGAAGCUGCUACAGCAGAAGACUCCGCGUCAGCCCCACCAGAGCCUGAACCUGAGGAAGCAGCUGAGCCCGAGGCUGAACCAGAACCUGUGGCUGAACCAGAACCCGAGGCUGAACCAGAACCAGAGCCUGUAGAGACUCCUGAGGUCAUUGAGGAGGACCCAGAGGUGCUAGCAGAGGAACCUCCUGCUGUGGAAGAGGAUGCACCGAUUGAGGAGGCUGCAGAGGAGGCUGCUCCAGUCCAGGAGGAGGCAGUAGCUGAAGAAGUGGCUGAGGAGGCGGCAGCAGAGGAAGCCAUGGAGGAGGAAGCUGCUGCAGAGGAGGAAACGGAGGCAGCUUUUGAGGAGGUGGCCUCAGUUGUGGAAUCUGUGGAAGAGGCCAUAGAAGAAGCAGUUGAGGAGGCAGCUGAAGAGCAAGCUGAAGAAGAGACUGCCCCUGUUGAAGAAGCUGUUGAGACACCAGGAGAUGAAGAGGAGGCUGCUCCUGCAGAAGAGGCUGUAGAGGAGCCCGCUGCCGAAGAGGAGCCCGCUGCCGAAGAGGAGCCCGCUGCCGAAGAGGAGCCCGCUGCCGAAGAGGAGCCCGCUGCUGAAGAAGAGGCUGCCACCGCUGCAGAAGAGGUUGUCGAGGCAGUAGCAGAAGAAAUCGAAGCAGCUCUUUCAGAGGAACCUGCAGAGGAAGAGGCAGCAGCCCCUGAAGAAGUGGUUGAGGAGGUCCAGGAAGAGGAGGCAGCUGCUUCAGAGGAACCUGCUGAGGAAGCAGCAGAAGAAGAAGCUGCUGAAGAGGUAGCACAAGAAGAAGAGGAGGUUACCUCAGAUGAACCUGCAGAGGAGUCGGAUGUACAGGAGGACGCAGCAGCUGAGGAGCCUGCUGAAGAGGAGGAAACAGCAGCAGAGACGGAAGAAGAACAAGAGGUAGAGGAGGCAGCAGAAGAAGUCGCAGAGUUUGUUGAGGAGGUGGAACAGAUUCAGGACGAGCCCACAGAAACGUAGAGGACGUGGCUGUCGUGGUGACGGAGCAGGGACCCACUGAAGUUGCAUCUGCACCAUCUGAGCCUCUCAGAGCGAGGAUGCACCUCUCCAUCUCCUGAGAAACAAGAGUCAUUCUGACAACACUCGCUUCUGUCCCCCCUAUGUUUUCACCUUUCUCUGAACUUUCUGUGGUUUGAAUGAAUGAGAUCAUGGAUGAAAUUGUUUACCAGCCUACUCUUCUUUCGUUAGCCCACCUUUUUUGACCUUUUUGCUCUUUAAAUAGAGCCCCCAUUUUUGUUUUUUUUCUUCCAAAGGGUUAGUGUGACUGCCAAAUUGUCUGAAAUGUGAAUUCUGCUGCAGCCGCGUGUCUGGAACAGCUGUAAUGUAAAAGCAUUGUUGAACUUUAUGUAGAGGUUUUUCAGUGAUGUAGCUGGAGCUCAACUCUGUUAACUGAAGCCAAAGUUCAUACCGGAGCCUACAGUCAGCUGUUUCAGCUCCGUCUCUGUGGGCUGUGUAGGUUCAGAAGCACAAAAAGGGAAUUCUGCUCUCAAUAACUCUCUAGGUUCAAAUAUCCACUGAGGUAGCAACAAGUGUUUGAAAAGGAAACCUCUAGCUUCAUCUUCUUCUACUAUGCAAAGCUGUCCUGAUGUCCUUGGCCCUCCUCACUCCUCCUCAGAUUCACCCGUCAGUGUGUGGAUACUCCAGGAUACCUCGCCACACACUGCCACAGGAUUCAAACCAAGCUGGCGUGUUUGGCGUGUCUGCUGAUGUUUGUUGUGUAGCCCUUUGGUAACCAGUCCCUCUGUGAGCCCUAGAUACCAUGUCCUCCUUUUGGACAGUGUUAAUCUGUUUUUUGUUCUUUGACCUUUACCUCUGUGUGUGUGUGUGUGUGUGUGUGUGUUCUCUAGAUUCCAAGCUGUUAAUUUUUUAAGAGUUUCAGAUACAUGUGACCAUCUAGAACUAUCCGAUAACUCUGAGCUGAAGAUGCUCAGCUCUUCAAACUGUGACGUUAAAGAGGACGCCGUGAACGGACUCUCUUCUAUCAUAGAUGGAUCCAGCUCAACAGCAGAACCGGCCAGAAUAGUUUCACCGCUCUGAUAACAUCUGUAACCCACACAGAGGCUCAGAUAGACUGAUUCCUGUGUGACGCUGAGGUCAGACUGUAUUCUAACAGCCUUCUCAUGCAGCAGUAGGGUGUCAGGGUCCAUCAGUCGAUGGUUUCUGGUCCAGGCUCCCUGACUGAUUCCUCUCGGCCUUGUUCCAUCAAAGUAGAUUUUUGUCCAGCCUUCUGUCUGGGUGUGGUUUGGCCCUGUGUCCUUCAAACAUCAUUACGAUGAUGAUUGGUGGGACAGUCAGGCAUGUCUGACAAACAUUCGCCUCUGAUUACAUAACAGAAAGUCUGACCCCGCCGUAGGAUGACCUGCUUUCCUCUGUUGUGAAACUAUUCUGCCCCUUUCUGCUUAAAUAUGUUGAUGUGUGUUUAAUUUAAGAGGGAAGCUCACAUGUUCCUCUCGGCCCUGCCUGUCUCAGAAUUAGUCUCGGCGUCUUUUUACCCAGGGAUCCGCGGUACGUGGGCUCCUGCAGGCACAUAGAUAAGAGAAGAUCUCCUACACAUCUUUCUGUCACAGGACCCGGACGACAGCUUCCUGUGUUCUUAUAAAGGUGAUGGUAACAUGUGCAGGAUAUCUCUUCUUAGUUUUAAUCACAUAAGUGUAUUUACACACGACACUAACUGUGGAGAACAACCCUGCUGUUGUGAUGCUCAGAAAAAAGCAUUAGUAGGUCUGUCGCCUGCUGCACCAGCUAUGUGCAAGUUCUGUGGUAAUCAAGUCUGAACCCUCUGCAGAAACCAGCGACUUCUGACUCCAGGCGGGUCAUUGUUUGGAGACUCAUAAUGUCCAAACCAACCAAAUAUUGUCCCAUGUAACAUCCUUAGCUGGCGGUUCCUUCCCUGCUGAGCAGCUGGUGGCUGUUCCUGCAGCAGCAGCGUGAAUGUAAGGAGAGGGUGAACUCUCAGAUCCUCACACGGUUCGGUUUGAACUUGUACAUCUCUGGUGCAGCCCUGAGCAGAUCUGAAGGAUUGAUUUUAAAAACACUACAGUUAGAUGGAGGAAACAUUCCUCAUGUUGUAAAAUUCUGUCCUUUGGAAUAACGGUUCCAGUGUUUUCUCUAGCUCUAACAUUCUGUAUCUAGCAGCUGUUUUAGGGAUUGAACAUUCCAGUGCUGUGCAGUAGUCCUUUGUAGAAUGUCUGGUCUGGUUUUUUUCUAUAACGAUAGCUGAUCUUUUCUACUUCUUUACACUUUGUAAGUUGAUGUGAACUGUAAAACCUUUUUAAAUUUAAGAUAACAAUCUUUACCAAGACAGAGGUCUAGAUUUUUAAAAGGAACAUUUUUUUAAAGGACUCUGGCAAAUUAAAAAUAAAGUUUAUUAAAGCUUUUUACAAAGUGGUGAAGUUGGGAGGACGGGCAGGUUUAGGCUGUGCUCUAAAGAAAAAAGCUUCUCCAAGAAUUGAAAUGAGGGAGCAAUAAGAAGAAACCCGCUGAGCAACCCACCGAUACAGAUGUUUAUUUUUUUCUUACUUCGGUUUGUUAAGAAGUCAUUUACAUGCUGGGAAGGGUUGUGAUGAUGAAAUGGACAGUUUUCUCCCAAACAAAGAUGGCAGUGAAUUCAGCAGGAGCCGACCUGCACAGGUAAAACUGCUCAUCUCUGCCUCGCCGUGGCGUCUGCAGAGGGAACGCCGGCCUCUAGAUGCUAUUGAUUAAGUUAUUGUGAAGUAGCCAUGGAUUGUGUGAAGCAGUUAUGAAGUGACAUGAGUUUCUGUUAACAAUCUGUUGCUGCCUGCAAUAAACGGUUUGGGACAACAA
Molecule: messenger RNA, 4418 nt
Organism: Cheilinus undulatus (humphead wrasse)
Lineage: Eukaryota; Metazoa; Chordata; Actinopteri; Labriformes; Labridae
Gene: asph
Product: aspartate beta-hydroxylase
Exons: 12
Coding region: 105-1574 (489 amino acids)
Biological process (GO): peptidyl-aspartic acid hydroxylation
Cellular component (GO): endoplasmic reticulum; membrane
Molecular function (GO): peptidyl-aspartic acid 3-dioxygenase activity
Source: RefSeq, a predicted model, not a curated record